AUGAAUUCUAAAUUUUAUAAACCAUUUCCCGUACCAAAAGAAAAUGGAGAAACAGUACUUCAAUGUCGUAAUGGCACUUAUUAUGAUGAAGUUUCGCAUUCUUCUAUUUUAUCUCAAUUAGCGAGUUUUACCUCUAUUGCAGUUGAUUGGUGGUUAUAUUAUUUUGAAAAAUCGGGUGAACAAAACUGUGAUUCCAAAAACCCCGAUGAAAGCAAUUCUGAAAAACUCGAUGAAGACAACAAAAACAACAGAACAGUAACUUUUCUCAAAGAUUCUGAAAAACCUGAUAAAGAAAACAAAAAAACCAGAACAGGUUCUUUUCUCCAAGAAAACAAUUAUUAUUAUAAAAGGCAAUCAAACUAUGAAUGGAUUAAACAUUUUAUUGUAGCAGUUAGUUUUGUGGAAUCAAUCUUGAUUAUUAUAUAUGAUGUGGUUCAAAUAAAUGAUGAAAAACAACAAAAACAACCAGCUAAUGUGAUACCUAAAAAAGUUGCAUUCUUUAUUAUUUUUAUUUCUAUCAUACAAGUCUACUUUGAAUAUGCUUUAUAUUGCACCCCUAAAGGUGCCGAUAGUAUUUUCUUUUUUGUUUUAACCACUAUUUUAACCCGUUCAAUCUCUUCAUUCUUUUCUAAUGACAAUUUUAAAGACAUUAGAGUUAAAGAUAUUGAACACUAUGGGAUUAAAAACCUUGACCUAAAAAAAGGAACUUAUAAAUUUGUUUUUUUGCGGAUUCUUCAAAAAGAUAAAAUUUCUGAUUAUUUGGGUCAUCAAAGACUUUAUGUGCAGGUUAAUGAUAACGAUGAAAAGAUGCAAAAAUAUGUUGAAAAUCUUCAAAAUUUUUAUCGAUAUAAGGAGUACAAAGCUGUCAAAGAUAUAUAUAAGCAAUUGACUGAAAAACUUGGUGGAAGAAAAAAAAGAUGCUAUCACGAAUUAUUUCAUGAUAGUAUUAUCAACAAAAUAAUAAAAUCAAACAUUUCUGCAAAAUGCAAAGAUGGUACGUGUACGUUCCAAAGAGAAGGUCAUACUAGAAUUAACAUUAACACAAAAGAAAAUCAUUUUAUACAAAUUAAAACCAUUGAUGGUAAAGAAAUUGAUGAAACUCAGAUCACGGGUGAUCCUACAAAAGGAAAUCUAAAAAUCGAUGACAUUCAGAUCACGGGUGAUCCUACAACAGGAAAUCAUAACAUACCGAUACAAAAUCAUAAUGAUAACAUACAAAAAAUCGAUGAAAAUAUCUACAAUAAUACUUUUGAAGAAAUUAUCUUUGAAAAAUUUAAAAAUCCUGUAGGUAUAACGCAUAUAUUUGAUAGAUAUUACAAUAUCGUUGAUAAUGAGUUAAAUGUACCAGGAACGAAAAUUAUAGCUAAACAUCUUUCUGAAAACAAUGCAAAAGUUUAUGCAAAUGUGCUUGAAAUGGGUUAUUUUCAAUAUUUUGUUUAUUCGCAUAGAGCAUUUAAGGAUAAGACAAAAGAUAAGGAUAACCAAAAAAAUAGUAACCAAUAUAAAAAAGAAGAUAUAGAAAUUUCUUAUGACAAACAUACAAUUGUUUUCAAAAAUUCUAAAGUCAAAUGGUUCGUAAUUCCGGAAUUUGGAACUUCAAACUAUAUAAGAGACAAUGAUGAUGCAUGUGAAAGAGAAUAUAAAGAAUGUAUAGCUAUACAAAAAAUACUCAAUAAUCUUGAACAUGAAUAG
Molecule: messenger RNA, 1692 nt
Organism: Racocetra fulgida
Lineage: Eukaryota; Fungi; Glomeromycota; Glomeromycetes; Diversisporales; Gigasporaceae
Source: the annotation of a GenBank genome assembly